Mesocricetus auratus (golden hamster) is the source of this 5698-nucleotide messenger RNA. RefSeq names its product serine incorporator 5 (gene Serinc5). Gene Ontology annotation, cellular component: membrane. The transcript is spliced from 13 exons. Lineage: Eukaryota; Metazoa; Chordata; Mammalia; Rodentia; Cricetidae. The record is from RefSeq and is a predicted model, not a curated record. Bases 429 to 1727 code for a protein of 432 amino acids.
GCAAGCUCUCAGCUGGGGCUGCUCGGUUCGCGGCGAGCCAGCGAGACCUGCUUCCCAGACGCGCGCUCGGGGACUGAGCCGAGAGGGCUUGAGUGGCGGGCCCAGCGGGCAGCGUCCCCGAGGUCGUCGCCGCGGCCAUGUCUGCCCGGUGCUGUGCUGGCCAGAUGAACAACCACUGUUCUGUGUGGUGUUUCCUGUAUUGCAUCUGAGCAGAGAUGGCAGUGUGACGGAAAGAUUGAAAGACUCCAUCUGCUGUCUGAGAGGAAGAAAGAAACCCUCACCUUGUGAGAAAAAGCGCCCCCAAAGAACAGCUCUUCCAGGACCCCACUGUAACUCCAUCACAGUUGGCCUGCUGUUGUGGAUCUGCUGGAUGCUCCCUCUGCUGUGGCUGCUGCCCUAAGGUCCGACAGUCUCGGACUACCCGCUUCAUGUACUUACUCUACUUCAUCCUGGUCAUCGGCCUCUGCUGUGUGAUGAUGUCAUCCUCUGUGACCAAGCAGAUGAAGGAGCAUAUUCCUUUUUUUGAAGAUUUCUGUAAAGGCAUUAAAGCUGGUAACACCUGUGAGAACCUGGUGGGGUAUUCUGCGGUGUAUCGAGUCUGCUUUGGAAUGGCUUGUUUCUUCUUUGUGUUUUGCCUGCUGACCUUAAAGGUCAACAACAGCAAAGGGUGCCGGGCCUACAUCCACAAUGGCUUCUGGUUCUUUAAGUUUCUGCUGUUGGGGGCCAUGUGCUCGGGAGCAUUCUUCAUUCCAGAUCAGGAGACCUUCCUGAAUGCCUGGCGCUAUGUGGGAGUGGUGGGGAGUUUCAUUUUCAUCGGUAUCCAGCUGCUCCUGAUCGUUGAGUUUGCACAUAAAUGGAACAAGAACUGGAAUGCAGGCACUGACAGUAACAAGCUGUGGUACGCCUUCCUGUCCCUGGCGACGCUCAUCAUGUACUCUAUUGCUGUCGGAGGCUUGGUUCUGAUGGCAGUAUUUUACACACAGAACGAUGGCUGCACGGACAACAAGAUCCUGCUGGGAGUGCAUGGUGGCCUGUGCCUGCUCAUCUCUCUGGCGGCCAUCUCACCCUGUGUCCAGAGCCGUAAGCAUCGCUUUCUCCUUUCCCGACGGCCACACUCUGGGCUGUUGCAGUCGGGGCUGAUAAGCUGCUAUGUCACAUACCUCACUUUCUCAGCACUGACCAGCAAGCCUGAAAAAAUAGUUCAAGAUGAACACGGGAAGAACAUUACCAUAUGUGCACCUGACUUCAGUCAAGGCCUGCAUAAAGAUGAAAACAUGGUGACCUGGCUGGGCACCUUUCUCUUGAUUGUGUGCAUCUCGUAUUCAUGUUUGACUUCAACAACAAGGUCGAGUUCUGAUGCUCUGCAGAGGCGUUACGGAGCUCCUGAGCUGGAAGUAGCUCGCUGCUGUUUUUGCUUUGGUCCAGAUGGAGAGGACACUGAAGAGCAGCAGAAUGUCAAAAAGGGACCCCGGGUCAUCUAUGAUGAGAAGAAAGGCACCGUCUACAGCUACUCCUAUUUCCACUUUGUCUUCUUGCUGGCUUCCCUCUAUGUGAUGAUGACCUUGACCAGCUGGUUCCACUAUGAGAAUGCCACCAUUGAGACCUUCUUCACCGGGAGCUGGUCCAACUUCUGGGUCAAGAUGGCCUCCUGCUGGAUGUGUGUGAUUCUGUACCUAUGGACCCUGGUGGCCCCUCUUUGCUGUCCCUCCAGGCAGUUCUCAGUGUGAGGGUGUGCACAUGCCCCUUGGCUCAGCAGGCCUGUGCCCCACUCUGGAGGGCUGCCCUUUGAAUGUGUGCAUCAGGGGUUUGAGCAGCAACCGGUUCCCUGGGUCUGACAACACUUUCAGAAAACAAACAAAAUCUCCCAAUCAGCUUUAGUCUAAAAUCCAAAAAGGAAACUACCAGUUUGGCUGACAGGAAUUGAAAUCUUUAGCCAAGCUGAUAGGUGCAAUUAAUUAUGUCUUUAUGCCUUACCCUAAAUGGUAGCUAAAGUUCUGUUGCUGUUUUUCUUGGGUGUGUUUUAACCAGAACAGAACUUGGGGCACAGCAUCCGUCACAGGGAUGAAAAUGGCCUUGUACAACCUGUCAUUCUCAUCCUUGGUAUAAAGAAGCAAAAGCAAAACCAUUGAGUCCACAGUCCUCAGGUGGGUCUUGACCUCUGUCACUCCCUGUUGACAGAGGACAAGAGGAAGGUCCUCCACCCUCAGAACUGUUCCCUGUGCCCCUGCCCCAGCAUUUUCCUGUGAGGUCCUGAUGCCGGGAGUCAGGACCUUUCCUCUCUGCCCUUGGCAGAAGUCCUUCAUUCUUGUCUGGGUAAUUUUUGUAAUAAUGUGAAAAGCACAAUUUGCUCUCACCUCCAUGGAGUUCUCCACCACUUAUGCCUACCCAAUCCAAGUCUGCAAUGACAUGACACUUAUGUAUGGUGGUGGUCAUGUGAUUGUGAAACAAUUGUUUUCUUUCCCUCUAAGCAGAGGAUCACAACUCUUGUGACAUCAGCAGUAAUGCUGUAAGGGUCUUAACAGAAACGUUGCUUCUUGGCUGCAGCUUGCCACACCCUUCUGGAAGUGUUAAGGGCAGCUUCCCCAUCCCCACCCCGCCCCUCACCCAUCUGAUUAUCUACCACAAGGCCUUCCUCACUUGCAUUGUGUCCCAGUGUUAACAUCAUGGCUUCCUUGGAGUAGAAGGGCUGGGGUGAGAAGCCUCAGCAGAGCUGAGCAGACAGGUCUAGGCAAGGAAGUAAGGAGUUAGACUUAGGUGCAGAGGUUGAAGGAAUCUCACAAAACCAAGAUCACAUUCCCAGAAACAUCCCAGACACACUUAUGGGUGUGCGAUUUCAAUGCUGAUGUUCUUAAUCUGGAAUUCCCAGUGCCGAGUCUGCUAGACGCUGGUGGAGGGAUAUCUUGCUUCUGUGUGAAGUAGAAGCUGUCUCUGGACAUCCCAGAAGGACUUGGUCUAGCUGUUCUUUCUGUGACUAUCUGAACAGAUCGAGCAGAAUUGGAACCUACCUAAGCCUGGUUCCCAUGUGCCAAAAUAUGGAUUCUUAUUUCUACUCACUUCUAUGUCCUCCUACUAAAAGUGCCAUGGGGGAAUGCAUAUGGGUGGAUUCUUUGAAGAACUCACUUAAUUUACAGUGUUUGAGAACUAGUAAGGAUCCCUUGUUUAUAAACUUUGUCACAAUUCCUUGUAUAGGUCAGGAACUCUUUAAACUCACCAGUUUAAAUACACGUGAGAAUCACAAAAGACAGGCGUAACUACACACUAACUCUAAACAAGUCUAGUUAGUCCAGUGGGAAUGGGAGCCCCAUCAACUGGGAAAGUGGGCCGUUGAGCUGGCUCCAUGGCCGCAGCCACUGCUGCACCUGAAAGGCCUGCUGUGAGAAGCAGCGGAGGGGAGCUCAUGCACAGGUGGGAACAGUGAUGUUUCCCUCCUGCCAAGGGCUAGUCGAGGCCCUCAUCUUCUCUGCUGAAUCUGGCAGCCACAUGUGGUGAGUUUUCAACUAGUCAUACUGGACCAAGGUCAGACUGACAAGGCCACAUAUUCCUGGGCUGCUCUUUGUUGACCCCUUUUCCUCUCUAGAAAGCAGCUUAGGGAAACACAGUACCAGUGGCAGCCCCUGUGGCUUCUUUGUCAGCCAGGCAGGCUCCACCUGUUUUCCAGCUGCCUAAGUGAUGGUUGGGUUCAUGCCCUCCCCUUCCGAAGCUGGGUCUCUCACAAGAGGAAUAGUCAACCACAUCCAUCUUUACUCUCGGCUGCUAGAGUUAGAUUGAUGGUCAGAUGGCUGCACUUGAGGACUGUGGGUUCCCUAGUAAGGUAGAAGAAGUUAAGAAUUAAACCUUUAAUCUCAGCAGAAGCAAGGGGAUCUCUGUGAGUUCUAGGCCAAUUAGACCCUUUCUCAAAACAAAAAGUUGACACUCAUGAUCAGCUGUGGGACACUCCUCAGGUGGUAGCCCACUUAAGGAUUUAAGAACGCUGUUAGGUUCUUGUACUUGAGAAACUGGAAAGCGUGCCAAUUGCUUUAGUUAACAAUGGCAGUGUUAACCUGCCUUAUCCGCUGAUAAUUUUUUAAAGAUAGCACCCUUUGCUUCUUGCCUACUCACACAGGACCAUGAAAAUGCAUGCCUUGAAGGUGCUGAUUGGCCCAUUAGUGGUGGCAGACUGGGUAGUAGAGUUAGAAAUUGUAUGUGUUUCUCUCUUGUUUUUAUGAGUAAAACACUUAAGCUUGGGGGUGGGGUUCUCCUGUCAGUCUUGCUUAGACAUGAUGUUUGGUUGGAGGCUAGAGACUGUCACCCUUGGAAAGCCUGCCAUGCCAUUGCUGAGUCAGGCUUUUGUGCUGCUGGGUAGCUGGUCCGGGCUUCUUGGGAAGUCAGCAGAUGAAGUGUUUUCCAGAGGUUUGGGGAAGCUUUAUAUCGUGGGUAAACUGGUGGGGAAGGAGUUGGAGGGAGCAUGGAGUAUUGAGGCUUUGGGGUUCUGAUUCCCAUAAGGAAUGGCCAGCAGGAGUUCCCACUGGAUGACAGUGUUUCCAGUUCGCAGGUGACUUCACUGUGUAGUGUUAGUUGCCCCCUUCCCAAACCUCCACCCUCUGCCUUUUUUGGAUGAUGUACAUAUUUAUUUGCCCUAUGGCCCAUCAUUGGUGCUCCAUGCUAUCUGGAAAGCAGCUCCAGAGCUGGUAUUUAAACUUCUGGGGCUUUCUUCUUCCGUUGCCCUUCUGAGCAGUAUCUGUUUUGGUGUGCCAAAGUGUAUACCAAUGCACAUCAUAUAUACUACCAAGAAAUGACAAGGGCUUCAGAAAUGAGACUGAACACCCAGAAAGGACCAGGGACGAGGUUGACAACUGGGCCACAGGAUCUGAAGGGUUUUGUGUGUAACUCACUCACUAGUAAAUAUUUUCAUUUCCUGCAGAGAUGGGUUCUCUGGUGUUGAGGUAGCGUCAACAGACAGGAGAGCUGAUCACAAGGUCUUUAGCUAAAUCUUCUUUUUCUGUUUUCCAUCAGUGAAUCAUUCACAGAGACAGUUAUUUUGAAAGGCUGAUACUUGACUUUUACCAAAGAGGUGUAUUUGACUUUGUUUUAGUUGGGGACGGGCAGGCAAAUCAGGACUGUAUUUACCCAAAUUGACUUUGGCAGAGGUUUAACCACAUUCAUCUGAGCAAAAUGAUGGAAGGACUCUAAGGUAAUCCUUUGGGAGAAAGGACCCUGGGAAAAAUUCUCUCAGGUAAAGAAAGAUUACAGCAGAUGAGUAAUAUAUGUCUUGAGAGCUAUUUAUAAAAAUUUUAAGAGGAUCAUUUUGACUUCAUUAAAGAAUUAAACAUUUUUUUACUUUGCAAAGAAAAACUACAAAAAUUUUUAUAGUCAUAUCUGUUAAUUUUUUAAAAAGAUGUUUUGGGAACAAUUAGCUGUAGCCAAAUUUUGUGGUUACCUUUUUUUCUAUAUUGGAGUUUUAAUGCAAUUUGUGUGGUAAGUCUACUGUUCGUUUAUAAAGGUUUCUGACAUGGUUAGAUUUUGCUACCUUUUAAAUUUGUUGGUUUUCCCCAUUAGUCACAAUGCCAAUUAUGGAUUUGUAUCUUUUUUUUGUUUGUUUGUUUGUUUUUUUUGAGUGCUAACUUUUCUAUGAACCACCUGAAAUUGACUGGCCUUUUCCUAUGUAAAAAACUCAAACUUGUUAACUCUGUACUUUAAUAAAAUUUAAACUUGAAAAACA